AUGAGCCCCAAACAGGGCCCUGAUAAGGAACCGCUGGCCAGGAAGGGUUUUUCUCUCUACUCUUUCUCCUCCGAGGAUGAGGCCAUAUCAGAAGAAGAGGAAGAAGACAUUGGAGAUGAGGACUUUGAAGAUGAGUUGAUUGCACCAUGUCACAGAAGGGGGAGUGAAGAUUGGCACAUUGCCCUAUCAUCGCUGCCCAGAACUACACAGGUGGUGUUUGAUAUCCAGUCAGGAAAGGCAGUCCCUCGACUAAGGGAACCCCGGAAUCUUUAUGGAAUGACAGGAUGGGGACCUCAAAACAUACCACGCUGGCCCCACGAGUGUGAGGUCAUCCCAGAUAAAAUCCAUCACAUUGAGUGGGCACCAUGCAGCCCAGAGCCCAUAUAUUACCCCUGCAGUCUGAAGAAAGUGCCCCUGCAAGAGACCGUGCCAAGGGAGGCCACUCUGGUGUACAUGGCAGAUGGAGCUGAUAUGGAGCCUUUUUUCAUCUGCUCACGUGCUGGGGGAAGCCGGGGACCCCUGAAGCCAGCAGCAGUCCCGAUCGUAGGUCCUGGAGACUCCACUCUCCAGUUUGAGGCCAGAUUUGAGAGUGGGAACCUGCACACAGCACUCAAAGUGGGUGAAUACAAUUAUGAACUGACCUUGCGGACUGAUCUCUACACGGACAGACACACACAGUGGUACUAUUUCCGUGUCAUAAACACACGAGCCAACAUGCGUUACCGCUUCACCAUCACCAACCUGCUGAAGAUGACCAGUUUGUAUGCAGAGGGGCAGCGCCCCCUUCUGUACUCCCAGAAAGAGGCAGAGAGUCAGGGGGUGGGCUGGCACCGUGUGGGGGAAGAAGUGCGCUAUUACCGCAAUGGGAGGCAGCAGUCUGGCCAGUCUUGCUACUCACUGACUUGGACCUGCACCUUCCCCCAUGACAAGGAUACCUGUUACUUUGCGCACUGCUACCCAUACACUUACUCCAACCUGAGGGAAUACCUGUCAAGGAUUUCCCAGGAUCCUGUCUGCUCCAGCUUCUGUAAGAUCAGGACACUGUGCCUGUCUCUAGCUGGGAAUCUGGUGCCCAUUCUGACCGUGACCAGUCCUUCUCUUGGGAAUCAGAAGGGAGAAAGGAAACCGGCCGUGGUGUUCACUGCCCGCAUUCAUCCUGGAGAGACCAACAGCUCCUGGGUGAUGAAGGGGAUCCUGGAUUUCCUGCUGGGGCCCUCUGCUGAUGCUGCACUCCUGAGGGAUUCCUUUAUCUUCAAACUGGUGCCAAUGCUGAAUCCUGAUGGAGUCAUAGUUGGAAACUACCGGUGCUCCCUGACCGGCCGAGACCUGAACCGCAAUUACAAAUCAAUUCUAAGAGAGUCCUUCCCCACAGUGUGGGCCACUCGGGGCUUCAUUCGGCGGUUGUGUGAAGAACGGGAGCUGCUGCUGUACUGCGAUCUACAUGGUCACAGCCGCAAGGCCAACGUUUUCAUAUACGGGUGUGAGAGUGAUGACCAAUCAGAACUCUGCAAGAGAGUCUUCCCACUGAUGCUGAGCAAGAAUUGCCCAGACUUGUUCUCAUUUCAGAGUUGCAAGUUCAAGGUACAGCGCAGUAAGGAGGGGACAGGCCGCGUGGCUCUGUGGAGGAUGGGCGUUACAAACAGCUUCACCUUGGAGACCUCAUUCUGUGGGUCAGAUCUAGGGCGAAGAAAGGGAACCCACUUCUCUACAAGUGACCUGCAGUCAGUCGGAUUUCAUUUCUGUGAUACUCUGCUAGAUUACUGUGAUCCUGACAGGAGCAAGUACAUGUUUUGCCUGAACGAGCUUGAGAUAAUGACCAAGCAGGAUGUCUCCUUGAUGGACAAGGCAGUGGCAAGUGAAGCAGGAUCAGGUGCUUCCCCCAGUGACCAUGAGGCCAGCUCCAGUGGAUCAGACAGCUCAGACUCAAAUGGGCUCCCUGCCCACCUACAUGCCCUUGCUAGCAGGUGCACAAGCGGCCAGCUUUGA
Molecule: messenger RNA, 1986 nt
Organism: Polyodon spathula (Mississippi paddlefish)
Lineage: Eukaryota; Metazoa; Chordata; Actinopteri; Acipenseriformes; Polyodontidae
Product: cytosolic carboxypeptidase 3-like
Exons: 12
Coding region: 1-1986 (661 amino acids)
Biological process (GO): proteolysis
Molecular function (GO): metallocarboxypeptidase activity; zinc ion binding
Source: RefSeq, a predicted model, not a curated record